AUGGCCCUGCUGACACCGGCACGCGGGCAGGGGGUCGCGUGCGCGCUCGCCCUCACGGCCCUCUGCUGCGCCAACGCGUGGUGGCUCCUGCGGUGCGGCCGCGACGCUGGGCGCGUUCGGCCGCGCGGGAGGGAAUCGGCGGCGUCCGCCUUGGGAGAGGGGCGAGACGCGGGGCGUGGGGUGGACGACAGACGACUCGGCAACAUCGAACGGCUUUUGGAGACGCUCGUGCGAGCAACAGCCAGGAACAAUUCGGAGGCAGGCGGAACAGUGGAGGCCGCGGGCGCCGUGUGCCCUGGGAACGAGCUGGUGGACAAGCCAGCCGAGAUCCUCUUCAAGGAGUGGGGCAAGGAGCUCCCGGCGUGGCAGAAGCGCGCGGCGUGCGCCCGCUUCCUCACCUACGGCUACAACGCCUACCUGAGCGACCGGCUGCCCCUCGACCGCGACGUGCCCGACAACCGCCCUCCCGGCUGCAGCUCCAAGCGGUACCCGUCGGAGCUGCCGGCCCUGAGCCUGGUGCUGAUCUUCUACAACGAGGCCGUCUCCAUCCUGCUGCGCGCCGUCACCUCCGCCGUGCGCAACACGCCGCACCACCUCCUCAAGGAGAUCAUCCUCGUCGACGACUGCAGCGACUACGCCGACCUGCAGGAGGGCUUCAGGGAAAACAUCACCCAGCUACAGCGCAGGUACGAGCACGUGUCCAUCCGCCUCGUCCGGCACGCGGCCCGCAGGGGCCUCAGCGCGUCGCGCGUCACCGGCAUCCGGGCGGCUUCAGGGCCCGUGGUGGCCGUCAUGGACGCCCACGUGGAGUUCCCCGUCGGAUGGGCCGAGCCGAUUCUGGGUCGCCUCGCGGCCAACCGGCGCCUACUGCUGUCGCCGGUAUUCGACAACACGCACUACGAUUCACUACGCGUGCAGCACUACACCGCCAACGCCCAGGCCUUCAACUGGGAGCUGUGGUGCGCCUACCUCAAGCCGCCCGCCGACUGGGUGAGCAAGGGGGACCCCACCGCCCCCAUCAGGAGCCCGAUUGUGAUGGGCUGCAUGGCGGCCAGCAAGAGCUACCUGGAGGAGAUCGGGUUUCUGGAUGAAGGCAUGCAGGUGUACGGAGGGGAGAACGUGGAGCUGGGCCUCAGGGUGUGGCAGUGCGGGGGUAGCGUGGAGGUGCUGCCCUGCUCACGCUUGGCUCACAUCGAGCGCUACUUCAAGCCGUACGCCCCGGACCUGAGCGUCCACAUGCGCAGGAAUGCGCUGCGCGUGGCCGAGAUCUGGAUGGACGACUUCAAGAGGAACGUCUACAUGGCCUGGAACGUGCCCAUGAACGGCUCCGGGAUCGACAUCGGCGACAUCUCGGAGCGCGUGGCUCUGCGCAAGCGGCUCAACUGCAAGAGCUUCGCGUGGUACCUGGAGAACGUGCUGCCCUCACUGCCACGGCACGAUGACAUCGUGCAGUACGGUGUGAUGAAAAACGAAGUGAGAGAAGAUCUGUGUUUGGACCAAGGCUCUCCCGAGAAGAAGCGGCCCAUCCUCUACCCGUGCCACAUUUACUCCACGCAGCGCGUCUGCCUAACGGCCGCGUCCGAGCUGCUCAUUGGAGACUGGAGCCUGGACUUGUGGAGGCCGAAGAGACGCUGCCUGGUGGAGGUGGAGGAGGAGGUGGAGGAGGGGAGGGAGAGCGGUGGCCCGGCCCUCAUCGCCUGCUCGCUCGCUCUGCAGCAGAGACGCAGGAUGCACUGGAAAUUCACUCAGGUGACGGUGCUGGUGGUGGUGGACGGAGAGAUUCGGAACACGGAGAGCGGUAACUGCCUGGAGGUGACGGAGAGCACCGACGAUGAGCAGGGGCUGAGGCUGGUGGUGCGCCGCUGCUCCCGCCAGCGCUGGCACCUCGGGGAGGUUGGGCGCGUGGCAAAAGCGGGCACCGAAUAA
Messenger RNA from Petromyzon marinus (sea lamprey), 1926 nucleotides. Lineage: Eukaryota; Metazoa; Chordata; Hyperoartia; Petromyzontiformes; Petromyzontidae. The record is from RefSeq and is a predicted model, not a curated record.